UAUAAGGUUCAAUAUUUAGUAUGGUUUAUCUGGGUUAGCUCGUCUGUGUUAUCGUAGUGACAAACGUAUGACCUUCGCGUGCUAUUUAAGUUUUCGACGGAUGUAGUUUAUAUGAGAGUUUAAAAGGACAUAUCAGCAAGAAGUAUAAUGGAGGUGUCAGGCAAGAAACUUUCGGAUCAAGACCGGGCCUACUGCCAGCCAUGUUAUGAAGAAGGGGAACACAUCACAGCCGAUGCCUUUUGUACUGUAUGCAAAGAGUUCCUAUGUUCUACCUGUAUAAAUGAACACCGAGCCCUAAAGGCUACCAAACGACACACACUCCUGGACAAGACAAGUAUGCCAACAUCGAUGACGGACAAAGUCAAUGAAGAAAACAACAAUAUGCCAUGCGAUAUCCAUCCCAAGGAGUUCAUCAAAUACUUCUGUUCCUCCCACGAGACUGUCAACUGUGGACAUUGUUUAGUAAUUGAACAUCGGUCAUGCAAGAUAAACAUCAUUUCCGAAAUAUCGGAUUCCUUUAAAAAUGGUCCGGAUUAUAGAGAUAUCAAAAGCUUAAUUUCCAAGCUACUCAAGGACGUAAAUGACUGUAUCAGUGACGUUGAAAGCAACAUUAAAACGGUCUUAAAGAUAGGUGAAGACGAGAUUAAAAAGCUUAAGGAUUAUCGAGAAAAGGUCAACAACAACUUCGAUGAAAGGGAAAAAUCCCUUCUAGAGAUCAUAGAGCAAAUAAAAGAUAUGGACAAAUCAAGACUGGACUCUCUGAAACCAAAAUGUGAUGAAAUUAAGGCUAAAUUAGACGAAAUGAAGUGUAAGCUUGAUGCACAGGAAAGAAACAGUGUCAACUUGUUUAUUGAAGCGAAGAAAGUUAGGAAACAGGUUGAAUGUCUGGAAGCGGCCUUGAAUGAUAUCAGCAAGGAGAACAUCGUCCAACGAUACGAAUUUAUAAAGGACACGGCCACUGAGAAACUGAUUGCAGCAAGCAGCAGUCUUGGCAUAGUCAGUAAAGAUCAGAAAACGGGAAAGCAAACGGUACCAAUUGAUCUGACAAGCCUGAAGUUCACCAAAGUUUCAGGCAUUCUAGUCAAGUCUUCAACCGACAUCGGAGAAUGUUGGCUGACCAGCAUGCUUCUACUAUCUGGAAAUAGGCUGCUAGUGUCAGACCACAAUAAUAGUACGUUGAAGUUGGUGGACCUCCAAACAAGCUCAAUGAUAUCCCAAAUCAAGCUGCCAGGUAAACCGUUUGGUAUGUGUGUCCUCCCUGCGGAUAAAGUAGCUGUUUGUUUAUUCGAUAAAAGUAGUGUUGUUUUCUUAGAUACUCGAGGACAAAAUUCCGUAGGAACCAGCAUAAAGGUAGAAGUAAAGUGUUAUGAUAUCGCCUACCAUAACGACCAGCUGAUUGUCUCCUUUGAAGGUGGGAAUAUCGUGAAAAUGGAUAUGGAAGGCAAUACUAUCAAAAAGAUGGACACUGUUAAUGGAAAAGCACUGUUUAAGAGUUGCUUUAAUAUGACACUGAUGGAUGAUGGUCGGAAUGCUGCUAUUUGUGUGUCAGACUACUAUAACCACACAGUCACCAAGCUGGACAUUGACUUAAAUAUUCUCCAAACAUUCAAUGAUCCUGCAAUACAAAACCCGAGGGGCCUCACUGCAUUUGGAAAUCAACUGCUUAUAUGUAGUUAUGGUACUACCAAAAUCUUUCGUCUUGACAUGUCCAGUGGCACAAUGAUCCAACUGUUGGGAGAAAGCGAUGGUAUACAACACCCAUACAGAGCCGUCUACAGCCCAGAACAAAACAAACUGUACAUCAUCAGCUACGAAUCCGGAAAAAAUGACUUGGACAACAAUGUGCACGUGUACAAGGAAAAAUGAACUGAUAUGAAUGGUCAGUGUUCAGACAAAAGCGGCAAUCAUUUACCUACCAAAUAUUUUCAGUGAUUUACGAUCUGCAAUGAAUCGUGGAUAUAUAAUUGACAUAAUGUUAUAAUAAUAAAUUUGUGAAUUUAUUUGGACAAAAGUUAUGAAGCAUACCACUUAAUAUUUCUUGAGAAGGAAACUGUCUAAAUAUGAUUUUGAUACAACGAGCAAAACUGUGGUGUUUGAAAGUAAGUGAUUUACAGUGAACAAAACAAGAAGAGAUCGUAGCUUUGCUAAACAACUCUGCAUGCAUUCAGAUGAAAUAUACACAAAUGAGUUAAAAUGGUGACCAGUGUGACAAAUCAAACUUUAACAGAUGUUAAAAAUAAGUUACUAUAGCUACUGUUAGUGUGUGCUAUGGUUUAAAAAAAUGACUAUAUAAAUAUGUCGUCAUUUUGUAUCACCAGUUAUAUAAAUAUCGUUCAGGUAAAUCCUUUGUUUAAUCAGUUUAAAUUUGUAACGAGAUCAGAGGAUACACGGUCUCUGUUGGCCAUGAUGUCACCGAAUUUUCAUGAUCGGUGGCUCAGUCUGACCACAUUACACUAUUUGGAGAAAAUAUAAUUUUACUUAGAUGAUUGUUAUGAAAGGUGAAACUAUUGUUGUUUUACAUAAUGUGCACCCAGGGGUUUGAAUGAUACCUUUGUAUUAUAUUGUUAACAAAACUUGGUGAAUUUUAUAUUUGUCGAAAAAAAUCGUCUAUGGGUUAAAUGGAAUGACCCUUAAAAUAUGAUCGUUUGUUUUUAUAGGAAAUGGUCCACCAUUCUUUCUUUUUUUUAAAUUUAUCAAUCACAUUUUGUAUUUUGUUUUUUGUAUUCUUUUUUAGUCAUUUUCGGAAAUAAACUCAAUGAAACUUAAAACCGUAACAGUAUUUAAUAUGAACAUAUUAAAAACACCUGGAGAGAAUUAUCUCGAACAAAAACAUCAAAAACUGACUGUUCCCUCCACUGUUAAUGACUUUCGUAGUUACUUUUUAUUUUCUAGCGUAUAGUUGCACAGAGGAUUAACUUUGGAUGAUAUAGCUGUUCGAUUAGAAACAAUUAAAUAUUUUCCAUUUGCUUUCUUGAAGACAACAGAACCGGAUGCUACGAUAUACUUCAAGAUAACGAGCAUUCGAUAUAACCGAAAUACAAAGCAUGUCUAAUUAACCUAGAUUAUUCGAGGAGAGCGCGACAUAACCGGAAUGUCGAGAUAUCAGAGUUCGACAUGGCGCGUUUGGACUGUUUAAACAAAACUGAAAUUCGAUAUAUAUAUAUAU
This is a messenger RNA of Mya arenaria, 3166 nucleotides long. RefSeq lists its product as uncharacterized. Gene Ontology annotation, cellular component: synaptonemal complex. The record is from RefSeq and is a predicted model, not a curated record. The transcript has 3 exons. Lineage: Eukaryota; Metazoa; Mollusca; Bivalvia; Myida; Myidae. Bases 148 to 1866 code for a protein of 572 amino acids. Gene Ontology annotation, biological process: synaptonemal complex assembly. Gene Ontology annotation, molecular function: protein binding; zinc ion binding.